UCAAAACCAUUUCUUACUUUAUUUUCUUAGUUUCUGUAAUUCUGAAAAUUCCAAGAGAGCUUGAUUGCCCCCCUGUGAUCCAUUGUCAUAGUUAUGCAAUCAAGUUCUACGUUGCGGUAUAAGAUUUGAUUGCUAGUAGCUCAGAUUCAAUUCAACAACCUUAACAAUUUCAUAUUCUGUUUUUGGUAGCAAGUCCAAUAGCCUUGCCAAGAGAGAUAUUCAUAAAGGUUUUAACGAUUCAUAAUUACUUAAUGUGAUAAAGGAGCAUGACGAAGCCAAGCCACUAGUAGAGUUGUGAACAAGAACUGGACGAUGCAGUUUGGCAUUUGAUGUUUAAUCAAGGCCAACUUUGAUCUCCCUUACGUUUGUUGGAACCCCAUUUCAAAAAUCACAAUUUCUUGAUCUUAUAUAUAUGUCCAAGCAUGCCGGCGCUGGAGGAAUUCAGGCAGAUAGGAGAGGUAAUUGGGAGCCUUAAAGCUCUAAUGGUUUUCCAAGAUGACAUACAAAUAAAUCAGAAACAAUGUUGCUUGUUGGUGGAUAUGCUCAAAUGUGCCUACAAGACAAUUGCAGAAACCAUGAAACAGAACUUGAGGUUUGAAGAGAAGAAUAUCAAAUGGAAAAUUAUUGAGAACCCCUUAAAAGAGCUUCUCAGGGUAUUCAAAGAAGCAGAACAGUACAUCAAGCAAUCCCUGGAAAUGAAGGAUUUCUGGGCAAAAGCCAUAGUUCUUUACAAGAAUACAGAUUCUGUUGAAUUUCACAUCCACAAUUUGCUCUGUUGCGUUCCAAUUGUCAUUGAGGCCAUAGAAAUAGCAGGAGAGAUUUCAGGUAGUGACCAUGAUGAGAUACAGAAGAAGAGAUUCAUUUACUCAAUGAAAUAUCAGAAAGAGUGUAAAGACCCAAGAAUUUUCCAAUGGAAAUUCGGAAAGCAGUAUCUGGUUUCCGAGAAGUUCUGUGAAAGGGUAAGCUUAGUUUGGAAUGAAGACAAGUGGAUAAUGCAGAAUAAAAUUCGCGGGAAGAAGAAGAAUUCAGGUUCAUGUACUUUGACAAAGCACGAGCUACGACUUGCUGAUCUCCUCUUGAGGAACUUAAACGAGACGGAGACAGAGAAUGAUCACAAACUCUUACCUAGCUCAGUUCUUGUAAAUUCUAAGGAUUACCAGAUAAGAAGGCGAUUAGGUAGUGGAAGCCAAUACAAGGAGAUCCAAUGGUUGGGGGAAACCUUCUGUUUAAGGCAUUUGUUUGGGGAUAUUAAGCCCCUGAUUCCAGAGAUCACUCAAGAACUGAGUCUCUCUCAUCCAAAUAUAAUGCACGUCUCCUGUGGUUUCAGUGAUGAAGAAAAGAGAGAAUGUUUCUUAAUCAUGGAACUUAUGAACAAAGAUUUAUCUAGUUACAUCAAAGAGAUCUGUGGACCAAGAAAGCGCGUACCAUUUUCUCUUCCAGUUGCAAUUGAUUUACUGCUUCAGAUUGCAAGGGGCAUGGAAUACCUCCACUCAAAGAAAAUAUAUCAUGGUGAACUGAGUCCUUCCAACAUCCUUGUCAAGGCGAGGAACAUAACUACAGAAGGGUACUUACAUGCAAAGGUUUGUGGAUUUGGCUCAUCAUGUUCUAUCAAGCUUCCUCAGAAAGCUCAUGUGAGUCAAAAUAAUGGGACUCUCCCGUUCAUUUGGUUUGCCCCAGAAGUCCUAGCUGAACAAGAGCAGUCGGGGGAUGGAGGGAGCAUCAAGUAUACUGAGAAGUCUGAUGUGUACAGUUUUGGGAUGAUAUGUUUUGAGGUAUUAACAGGGAAAGUUCCCUUUGAAGAUAGCCAUCUACAAGGAGAUAAAAUGAGUAGAAAUAUAAGGGCAGGAGAGAGGCCAUUAUUCCCAUUUCACUCACCAAAAUAUGUGACAAGCUUGACAAAGAAGUGUUGGCAUACUGAUCCAUACCAACGACCAAGUUUUUCAUCCAUUUGCAGGGUUCUCCGCUACGUAAAGAGAUUCUUGGUGAUGAAUCCUGAACACGGCCAACAAGAUUCACCAUUGCCACCAGUAGACUACGCCGAGAUUGAGGCUGCCAUCUUAAGGAGCUUCCCCUUUUUAGGAAAUUCUGAAUCUGAUCCUCUGCCUGUCACACAAAUACCAUUCCAAAUGUUUGCGUACAGGGUGACUGAGAAAGAAAAGUCAAGCACAAGUCACAGAGACAUAAAUUCUGAAUCAGGAAGUGAUGGAGCUUCAGCAUGUGGGGAUGAUCCUGUAACAGCAGAUGAUCCACUUCCAUCACCAACCGAAAAGAAGAAUAUUGCAUCUCCUGAGAUUUUGAGCAGGAGACUUUCAAUUAAGAAACCUGCAGAUAUCAAAGUCGGCAAGCAACCAGGAACACCAAGGGGACGGUCGGUAAGACCUCCACAAAUACGCACUAUAAGGCAGAAUUCCGAAAGUCAGCUAAUGAUUAUGAACAGCCCAAGAACAAGGAGAUCAUCUGGUCAUGCAUCAGAUUCGGAGCUUCCUUAACUAGUUUCCAAAUUAUCCACAUUUUACAAUACAUUCUGAUCCAACCCGAUCAACAAAUAACAUGGUUGUGGUCUAAGAUAUUCAUUAUUGUUACUUGUUUUGUGUAAUAUAUACCACCCUAGUGUCUCAUAUAGGGAAGGGACUGGAAGUUCAGAACAGCGGCAUUUAGAGGCUCCUCAUUGAUCCUCAUUUAUCAGAUUAGAUUUACAACCCGGAAUUGUGUAAGAUUUGGAAGGGUUCCAAGAGGCAAUUCAGCUCCCUCAUUCAGCUUGCAGAGAGCAUAUUAGGCCGUGCGGACAAUUUUGGAGAAAAUCCUUGUUUUGGAGAAAAAAGUUUUUGCAAAAAGAUGUGUUUGGACAGUUGUAGUUUUUAAAAAUUAUGAGUGUUUUGUGAGUGCAAAAAGGUUUUUGGUUCAAAAGUGUCAAUUGUGCCUCCUUA
Nicotiana attenuata is the source of this 2927-nucleotide messenger RNA. Its product is annotated as mitogen-activated protein kinase kinase kinase 7-like. Gene Ontology annotation, molecular function: protein kinase activity; ATP binding. The record is from RefSeq and is a predicted model, not a curated record. The transcript has 4 exons. The coding region runs from base 423 to 2489 and encodes 688 amino acids. Gene Ontology annotation, biological process: protein phosphorylation; signal transduction. NCBI's taxonomy places the organism in Eukaryota, Viridiplantae, Streptophyta, Magnoliopsida, Solanales, Solanaceae. Gene Ontology annotation, cellular component: cytoplasm.